Amoebophrya sp. A25 is the source of this 230-nucleotide messenger RNA. The record is from the annotation of a GenBank genome assembly. NCBI's taxonomy places the organism in Eukaryota, Dinophyceae, Syndiniales, Amoebophryaceae.
GGCGGCGCUACUCGCUUUAUUUUAUGAUCUGGCGGAGGGAGGGCUGCCACCUGUCUCGCCUGGCAAGGGUAGGGGCCUGCGUGUGGGUGGUGGCGUUUUUCUGUAUUCUUUGCCUGAGCUUGUGUUCUUCUCGUUCGUCUGGUAUUAUACCCGUGGCCUUCGUUCGUCCUUUAGCUAAAUCCUCGCAAACUCAUGCGCCAGCUGUGUCUUGUCUUUUGUUUGUGCUCUAA